Molecule: messenger RNA, 1270 nt
Organism: Canariomyces notabilis
Lineage: Eukaryota; Fungi; Ascomycota; Sordariomycetes; Sordariales; Chaetomiaceae
Product: adenine nucleotide alpha hydrolases-like protein
Exons: 1
Coding region: 42-1250 (402 amino acids)
Biological process (GO): tRNA wobble position uridine thiolation
Cellular component (GO): cytosolic tRNA wobble base thiouridylase complex; mitochondrion
Molecular function (GO): tRNA binding
Source: RefSeq, a predicted model, not a curated record
CCCAGGAACUGUUCACCCUUCAGAUUCUACCUGCCAUCGAAAUGGUCUCCACGCUCUGCGCCGCAUGCAAGACGGAGCGAGCUUACAUAAAACGACCCAAGAACCAUGCAAAGCUCUGCAAGACUUGCUUUAUAUCAGUGUUUGAAGACGAGGUGCACCAUACCAUCACAUCGUCACACCUGUUUUACCCUGGGGAGAAGGUUGCGAUCGGAGCCUCCGGCGGCAAGGAUUCGACGGUCCUGGCGUCAGUGCUCAAAACGCUGAAUGAACGUCACGGAUAUGGACUGGAUCUCGUUCUCCUGAGUAUAGACGAGGGGAUCAAGGGAUACCGCGACGACUCUCUGGAGACAGUCAAGCGGAACGCGGUGCAGUACAACAUGCCGCUCAAAGUGGUCAGCUAUGAGGAGCUGUACGAUUGGACCAUGGAUCAAGUGGUUGAGACGAUCGGCAAGAAGGGCAACUGCACAUACUGUGGCGUGUUUCGCCGCCAGGCGCUUGACCGCGGCGCGAAGAAGCUAGGGAUCAAGCAUGUCGUAACGGGCCACAACGCCGAUGACAUCGCCGAGACAGUCUUGAUGAAUCUCCUUAGGGGCGACCUGGCACGUCUCUCACGGAGCACCAGUAUCGUAACAGGAGACAACCGGUCUGAGGUCAAGAGAAGCAAGCCCCUCAAAUACUCGUAUGAGAAAGAAAUUGUUCUCUAUGCUUACCAUAAGGGGCUUGACUACUUCAGCACUGAGUGCAUUUACAGCCCGGAAGCGUUCCGCGGUGGGCCCAGAAGCCUCAUCAAGCAGCUGGAAAGAGUGCGGCCGAGCGCCAUUUUGGAUAUCGUUCGAAGCGGCGAGGACAUGGCAAGACUGAUACCUGGAGACUCGCCAUCAUCCUGCGCCUGCAAGGGACAAACGUCCGCACCCAUCGCGGCUGAUGAGGACGACAUUGGUGGAUGUGGGUCACAGGGAGGACGCACAUCCGAUAAGCGGAUGGCCGCAAUUGAGAAGCAGCUGAGAGAGAACGAGGCUCACGAAGCACUCGAGAUCGAUGUUGCAAAAGUGAAGUCUGGGAGCAGCGUUGGAGAGAGAGAUAAACAAAUUGAUCUUCCUCUCAGGAACGGGAGUGGGCUUGCCAGGGGUGCUCCUAGACAGGUCCUCGGGACUUGUGUACGCUGCGGUUACAUGUCGAGCCAAGCUAUAUGCCAGGCUUGCAUGCUCCUGGAGAACCUGAAUAAGAAUAGAGCGCAGAUACAAAUCUAACAGUCUGUACAGUGCAUGAC